AUGAAGUAGCCCUAGAACUGGAAAAACAUCAUAAACAACUCUCAUAUUCCCACACUAAAAAAAACUAUCUUUAUCUCUAUCAUCUUCAGAAGAGCACCCUUUUCCUUGAGAAUCAAUGGCAGGAGUUGGACCUAUGUCGCAGGAUUGGGAGCCCGUUGUCAUCCGCAAGAAGACCCCCAACGCCGCCGCCAAGAAGGACGAGAAGGCCGUCAACGCCGCCCGUCGUUCCGGCGCCGAAAUCGAAACUGUUCGCAAAGCGGCUGCUGGGACUAACAAAGCUGCAUCCAGUGGCACAUCUCUGAACACAAGAAAGCUGGAUGAUGAAACUGAGAAUCUUGCUCAUGAUCGAGUUCCAACCGAACUUAAGAAGGCCAUCAUGCAGGCUCGAACUGAUAAGAAGCUCACCCAAUCUCAACUUGCUCAGGUGAUCAAUGAGAAGCCACAGAUUAUUCAGGAAUAUGAGUCAGGAAAGGCCAUUCCAAAUCAGCAGAUCAUUGGAAAACUGGAGCGUGCUCUUGGAGUGAAACUGCGCGGAAAGAAGUAGACUGAAUAACAAACCCAGAUAUUGAAAGCUUUUCAUCAAAAUUGUUCUUCUAAUGUGUCAGGGAGUUUGAAACUGAUGUAAAUCACUUUCCAACUGUUGUUUUUGUAUAAAUGUGUGGCUUGGACUAAAUCUAUGGAUAUGAAUAACACUGCAGAUGCUUGAUCUUUUGCUCCUUGCCACAAUAUGUUUGGUUGGAUGCUGUAUGAAAAUCCUUGCAUCGUGUACCUUGUGGUGUGGCUUUAACAUUCCAUUGUUACAACAUACAUGGUUAAUACUUUCUCAGCCA
Messenger RNA from Chenopodium quinoa (quinoa), 830 nucleotides. Its product is annotated as multiprotein-bridging factor 1a-like. The transcript has 4 exons. NCBI's taxonomy places the organism in Eukaryota, Viridiplantae, Streptophyta, Magnoliopsida, Caryophyllales, Amaranthaceae. Gene Ontology annotation, molecular function: DNA binding. Bases 116 to 544 code for a protein of 142 amino acids. The record is from RefSeq and is a predicted model, not a curated record. Gene Ontology annotation, cellular component: nucleus.